Molecule: messenger RNA, 600 nt
Organism: Eruca vesicaria subsp. sativa (arugula)
Lineage: Eukaryota; Viridiplantae; Streptophyta; Magnoliopsida; Brassicales; Brassicaceae
Source: the annotation of a GenBank genome assembly
AUGGGAAUGGAUCGGGGCAUACUUGGACGAGGGCGUUGUCAUCCACGUCCCCGUUUUCGAUCCCAACGUCUCUCACUCUAUAGUAUUGAGUUCCAUCGAAAGAGAUUGGCCAAACUACGUGAAGGCUCUCAAGUCUCGUUGGAGAUCCAAUCAGAUAAGAUUCUGAAGGGAACUGAUCAGGAUCAGACCACUCUUGUCUCCGGAAUUGAUAUUCAGGGAAAGUUGUCGUCUGAUGUUGUUACUAGCACCUCCAAGCCUCAGACACCAUCAUCAAGUUUGGUCGGGAUGAAGAAAACACUAGGUUCUCAAGUCUCGUUGCUACGUUGUUCUGCCUGUAAGCAAAUAAUCCAGUCUGAUAAGAGUCUAAAGGGAUCUUCUGACCAGGAUCAGACCACUCUUGUCUCUGAAAUUGAUAUUCAGGAAAAGUUGUCGUCUGGCAUCGUUAGUAGCACCUCCAAGCCUCGUAAAGGUAAGCGUUUCCGAUUUAGUUCAAAGAUGCCCAAAGUUUUUCAAAAGAAGAAGAAGAAGAAGAAGAAGAAGAAGAAGAGCUCACGCAGAGAAGCUGUAUCUAAGUUACCACAACUAUCUAUUUAUAGUUAA